UUUACAGCCCAAAUUAGUAGCCCUUUGAAACUAGGGUUUUUGUGGAGGCCCUUUUAACUUAAAACCUUUCUUUCUCUUCGCUCUUCUUCCCUUUCGUAUUCAGAAGCGUCGCAGAGGGAAUAGCUGUGCAAAAAUGGUGAAUUACAAGUUCCAUCAGUAUCAGGUUGUUGGAAGAGCUUUGCCAUCUGAAUCAGAUGAGCAUCCCAAGAUUUAUCGUAUGAAGCUGUGGGCUACCAAUGAAGUUCGUGCUAAGUCCAAGUUCUGGUAUUUUCUGAGGAAACUUAAGAAGGUGAAGAAGAGCAACGGGCAGAUGCUGGCUAUUAAUGAGAUCUUUGAGAAGUACCCAACAAAAAUCAAGAACUAUGGUAUUUGGCUCCGUUACCAAAGUAGAACGGGAUACCAUAACAUGUACAAGGAGUACCGUGACACCACAUUGAAUGGUGCUGUGGAGCAGAUGUACACUGAGAUGGCUUCUCGUCACAGAGUUCGCCAUCACUGCAUCCAGAUCAUAAAGACGGCCACCAUUCCAGCUAAGCUCUGCAAGAGGGAGAGCACUAAGCAGUUCCACGACUCCAAGAUCAAGUUCCCCUUGGUGUUCAAGAAAAUCAGGCCACCGAGUAGGAAACUCAAGACCACAUACAAGGCAACUAAGCCCAACUUGUUUAUGUAAAACAUGUUUUAGUCGUGUGUUGAGAAGCAAUUUCUAAAUUCUGCAGUUUUGGUGUCAAAUUAGUAUUCAUUGUGUAAGAGAGAAGGUAAACCUUUUUGUUCGGAUCAAAUGAUGGUGGUUACUAGAAUAUUUUCAAUCUUGGUACUUUGCUUUUGCUGUUGCAGUUCUGGGUAAUAUAUUUUUGUUGCCCUUUUUUA
Molecule: messenger RNA, 867 nt
Organism: Solanum stenotomum
Lineage: Eukaryota; Viridiplantae; Streptophyta; Magnoliopsida; Solanales; Solanaceae
Product: 60S ribosomal protein L18a-like
Exons: 4
Coding region: 134-670 (178 amino acids)
Biological process (GO): translation
Cellular component (GO): ribosome; cytosolic large ribosomal subunit
Molecular function (GO): structural constituent of ribosome
Source: RefSeq, a predicted model, not a curated record